AUGGACUCCUACGGUCAAGACAACUUUGGUGGUGACCGUCGCGGUGGUGGUGACAGCUUCGGAGGCAACAACUCUGGCUUCGGCGGUAGUGACUCCCAGUUCGGCGGAGGUAACUCUGGAUUCGGAGGCAAUGAUUCUAGCUUUGGCGGUGGUGGCCGCGGAGGUGACUCCGGCUUUGGAGGUAACGGUGGUGGUAACAGCUAUGGAGGCGACGACUCUGGGUUUGGUGGUGGAAAUAGUCGCGACAACAACAACUUUGGCGGUAACGACUCUCAAUUUGGUGGGGGUGGCUCUGGGUUCGGAGGCAACGACUCCAGACACGGUGGGAAUGAUUCUGGAUUCGGGGGUAACGACUCUGGAUUCGGGGGUAACGACUCUGGAUUCGGGGGUAACAGCUCUGGCAACUCUGGCUUCGGCGGUAAUGACUCUGGGUUUGGCGGAGGAAGAGGCAACCAAGACAACUUCGGAGGAUCUGGUGGUGGAAAUGACUCCUUCGGUGGCUCCUCCGGUGGCUCCUCUGGUGGGCUUGGGGGCUUGGUGAACAAGGCAGAAGGCUUCCUCGGCAGCCAUGGUGGAAACAACAACCAGGGAGGCUCUAACAAUGGGGGACAGGGUGGUAACUCUGGAGGCAACUUUGUCGACUCUAUGGUUGACCAGAAGGUUGACCAGUAUGUCCCUGGUGGAAUGGAUGGUGCUGUUAACCAGGGAAUUAACCAGGAGGUUAACAAGUUUUUCUAA
Molecule: messenger RNA, 738 nt
Organism: Aspergillus tubingensis
Lineage: Eukaryota; Fungi; Ascomycota; Eurotiomycetes; Eurotiales; Aspergillaceae
Exons: 2
Coding region: 1-738 (245 amino acids)
Source: RefSeq, a predicted model, not a curated record